AUGAAGAGCCACAUGAAGGAAGGAGAGACACACCAGGCUGAUAAAACGAAGGAACCUAUGUCGGAAGGGACAGAUAGAAGUGAACAAGUAAUUAACAGUCACAGGUUCCCCCUACACAGUGACGUAUCAACACCGAAAAGUGAAUACUACGAAAUGCAAUUACAAAACAGGAGCUAUGAAAAUAAUCCAAAUGCAUACCACUCCUUGUUAACACCAUUUAGUAGUGAAAUUGAAAAAAAUGGGACAAAGAACACAGUUCUUCAUAGUGGGGGAUCCAUAAAAGGUACUAUAUUGAACAAUAUGCAGGGGGACACACUGAGCAGCUACACCAUCUACCAAGGGGGGGGAGAAGAAAUUGCCUUGAAAAAUUCUACGGGAAUUAGCGAAAAUAAUUCCAUUUCUAAUUGUAGUUUCCACGGUGGGAUCAUUUCGAAUGACUUGUCAAAUGGGGACUUCCUCAGACAAGGGGAAAUCACCAAACAUGAUGACAAUGGUAGAAUUGGGGCAUACCAGAAUGGCAUCGCCGACUCCAACCUUGGUUACUAUCACGUUGAGGAAGCUUAUCCAAGUGGUAUGCAUCCCCAGUUUUACAGCAAUGUGAAGAGAUCCCUUAUGUGUGCACACACCCAGGGGGGAGACAAAUCGCAGCGAAACGGUGAUGUUGUAGAACAUUUUGAACCCGUGUAUAUGGAACAGCUAGCCAAACAGACAAGCAGAAAUCUGAUAGAUGCAAAAAAUGGGUUCAAUAGAAAUAAUUUAGUUACGCAGCAGGGGAAAAAAAAGACAAAUCAAGGUAAUAACAACAUGGGGAAUCAUCACCUAUACGGGGAGGUGAGCAGCCCCAACUGCAGCCGGCUCUCCUACGUCAGCAGUCAAGGGAUUAACACAACGUCACAAUGGGACAAUGAUAAACGGACAUGGGAACACACGCAGCAGAGCAAUCCAAGCCGCGGUGGUGUCCACCCAGGUAACAACAACAAAGUAAAAAACGCGAGAUUAAACGAUGGGAACGUAGGAUUGUAUAGGAAGAAAAACCACAAGGUAUUCGUGAAAAAUACCAUCCUUAGUGACGACCACAAUUCGCGCAAGAACUGUGUCGUGAAGAAUACACGCGGGAGUAGCAACCCAAGUAGACAUAACAACAAAAAAAACAGCAGCAAUGUUUUAAAGUUCGUCAUUCCGGUUGGUAGCCUCAAAAGGGGGAGCAGCCCCAGUGGAGGGGUCAAUCCGAGUUACUGGGACUCAAAUGAGGAAAAGAAAAAGGAAAAGGAAAGGAAGGAGAAAACAAAUUGCAAACUCGGCGGGGAUAACCAGAUUACCUUCUCCGCCGCACCUAAGGCGCAUGAAGGGGAAAGAAGCAGCGAUGGAAAUGGGCAGAUGGUGCAACCUGCUUAUUUGUCGCAGGAGGGGGGUGAAGCUACCUGGAGAGGAUUAAACAACGCGGAAGGGGGGUCAAUCCAGUAUGGUCAUUCUGCUCAGUAUGAUCACUCUGCUCAGCAUGGUCAUUCUGUUCAGUCUGCUCAGUCUGGCCAAUCCCAUUACGCACCCCCCUCAGCGCGGAGACCCCCCAACAGAGGCUACUACGCGAAGAAGGGCAACCUGACUUAUAGCGGGCUGCUAACUUCCAUGGUAUCGUCGAUACUGACGCAGCAAAACGAGAGACAGUCGAAAGAGGAGAACUGCUUUAGCUAUGCUUGGAAGGGCAGCGGGUACGAUUAUGCAUUAUUACGGCAGAUGGGAGACGGAACGGAUGGAGAAAAAAAACAGCAAGACGAAAAUAAGGGCGAAAGUGAUUACGAAUUUUCGAGCAAAAUAAUCGAGCAACUGAGGAGUAAAGCAACGAAUGAACAUAUUUUGCAGCUAACCCUAACCCUAAUGAUAUGCAUCUCGGUUCUUUGCAAUUAUGAUCACGGUGCAAUACCCGUUACGUUGGAAGAAAUACAAAAAGAUUUCCCACUGAGCUACAUUGAGCAGUCCCUACUGGGAAGCUUAGUCUACUUUGGUUUAAUCAUCGGGACGAUAAUAGCAAGUGUCCUUUUUGAGCUCCUCACGGCAAAGCUACUAAUCACCAUAAGUACUCUCCUACUCUCCAUAUCGCUAUACAUUUUCAGUCACGCUAACUGCGUCACAUUUAUGUAUAUCUCAAGGUUCAUAAAUGGGUUAUGUCAAGCUAUCCCAGUUGUGUACCUUCCCGUUUGGGUCGAUGAAUUUUCACCACAUGAGAAAGCUACUCAAUGGAUGUCCUACAUACAGCUUGCUUCCAUAGGGGGGACUGUGUUUGGUUAUUUUUUGGGUGGUGUCCUUUCGAAUAGCUCGUAUUCCUAUGGACGUAACAAUAAUGCUCCGCUUUCGAAUGCUACUUUUGUCACCACGUGGAGGUCUCCCUUUUUGAUUCAGGCCUUUCUCCUCCUCCCGCUGUUUCUCAUCAUGCUUUUUAUUCCCUCGGAUAUGAUUAACAUCAGCUCGGGGGGGAGUGCGACGAGCGAGGCCGAGGAGGAGGGGCCCUCCGAGGGGGAGAAGCACGGACGGGGCGCCAACAACGAGCGGUACAUCGGGAAGGAGCGGUAUGUCGGCAACGAGCGUUACAUCGGCAACGAGCGUUACAUCGGCAGCGAGCGGUACAUCGGCAACGAACGGUACAUCACCAACGAACGGUGUACCGACGACACUCACCAAGAACAGUCUGGCGAGGCGAAGGUUCAUCCGCUGAUCCCAGAACCCACUACCUACACACUGGACAGAAGCAAAUCGAGAUCCACGAGCAGACUCUACUACGGAGCAUCGAGUAGCUCUCUCCGUAGAAACUUCAACCGGUCGGCAACCUACAUCAUGGAGAAAAAAACAAACGUCCUCAGAAAAACCCUAAAAGAAGUCAAAAAAUUGCUCAAUAACAAACUCUAUAUAAUUAUAACCCUAGGAAUGAGUAACCUGUACUUUGUAGUCACAGGAAUACAAUUCUGGAUCACCGAGUAUAUGUCCGUUGUGUUAUUAACAGAGAAAAUGAAAAUAGUGACAGUGUCUACUUUAUGUUUCCUCACUUCUCCUACAUCAGGGGUUUGGUUUGGUGGGUUCGUGUGUGAUUUAUUUGGGGGAUACAAAAAUACGAAUUACUCCAGAACGGUUAAGGUGGCAACUGCCUUUGCUAUUUCUGCGUGCAUCUUCGGGAUUUUGUCAGCUCACCUGAACAACUUUGUUUUUUUCUCCAUUUCGCUGUGGCUGUGCCUUUUCACGGGCUCCGCGCUGGUCCCCGUCGCUGUGGGUACGCCUCACCACGGAGAAGCGGCCCUAGAGAGGCUCCCUAGAGAGGCUUCCUAGAUGCUCCUCUCCUGCGUGAACAACCACCAGAAGAGCCUGUCCUCCGCCGUCUCCCAAGUCAUAUACAACGUCUUCGGCUGGUUCUCCGCCCCCUUGCUCUCCGGGAUUAUUAUGGAUAUUAUGCACAAAUACACGAACGACAACCGGCUUGCUCUGAAAGCUGGAUUCACCAUGAUUUUGUACUCCAGUUUCAUUGGCUUCCUGCUGUUGUUCUACGCGAAUUUUUUGGACUUCUCCGAUCGGAAGGAUAACGACGAAACACUAGAGCUGGAAGAGCCGCUGACCUAG
Messenger RNA from Plasmodium cynomolgi strain B, 3603 nucleotides. RefSeq names its product transporter. The record is from RefSeq and is a predicted model, not a curated record. The transcript is spliced from 5 exons. Gene Ontology annotation, cellular component: membrane. The coding region runs from base 1 to 3315 and encodes 1104 amino acids. NCBI's taxonomy places the organism in Eukaryota, Apicomplexa, Aconoidasida, Haemosporida, Plasmodiidae. Gene Ontology annotation, biological process: transmembrane transport. Gene Ontology annotation, molecular function: transmembrane transporter activity.